AUGAAGUCUGCUGCUCUCUUUGCCGGUCUCGCCUCCAUGGCCAGCGUUGCCACCGCUACUGUAGCUGGCUUCGACAUCUCCCACUACCAACCCACCGUUGACUUCAAGAAAGCCUACGCCGACGGUGCACGAUUCGUCAUUAUCAAGGCCACCGAAGGAACCACCUACAUCGACCCCAGCUUCAGCUCCCACUACACAGGCGCAACGCAAGCCGGCCUCAUCCGCGGCGGCUACCACUUCGCGCACCCCGGAUCCGGCACCGGCGCCGCCCAGGCAAACUACUUCCUCGCCCACGGCGGUGGCUGGUCCAAGGACGGCAUCACCCUCCCCGGCAUGAUUGACCUCGAGUACAACCCCAGCGGGAGCACCUGCUACGGGCUCUCGGCCAGCGCAAUGGUCAGCUGGAUCUCCGACUUUGUCGAGACGUACCACUCCAAGACGGGCGUGUACCCUCUGAUUUACACGUCGACCAGCUGGUGGAACCAGUGUACCGGUAGUAGUACUGCUUUUGGCAGCAAGUGUCCUCUUGUCGUUGCGCGGUAUGCCAGCUCGGUUGGUGCUUUGCCUGCUGGUUGGAGCUUUCACACGAUUUGGCAGAACAGCGAUAAGUCUCCUUGGGGUGGGGAUAAUGAUAUCUUUAAUGGCAGCAUUGAUCAGCUGAAGCGUAUUGCGAAUGCUUCUUAA
Messenger RNA from Pochonia chlamydosporia 170, 684 nucleotides. RefSeq names its product N,O-diacetyl muramidase. Gene Ontology annotation, molecular function: lysozyme activity. The record is from RefSeq and is a predicted model, not a curated record. The transcript has 2 exons. Lineage: Eukaryota; Fungi; Ascomycota; Sordariomycetes; Hypocreales; Clavicipitaceae. The coding region runs from base 1 to 684 and encodes 227 amino acids. Gene Ontology annotation, biological process: peptidoglycan catabolic process; cell wall macromolecule catabolic process; carbohydrate catabolic process.